Molecule: messenger RNA, 432 nt
Organism: Adineta steineri
Lineage: Eukaryota; Metazoa; Rotifera; Eurotatoria; Adinetida; Adinetidae
Source: the annotation of a GenBank genome assembly
AUGGUAGGCACAAAAGGAAAAGCUUAUAGUCUUAUUGAAGUAAGUGAAUCACGCGCUUAUCGUAAAGCAUUGAAAGAAUUUGAUAGUGAAGUUCCUCGAAAGGACUAUUUAUUAAAGAUUCACAUUGAAAUAUUUAUAGAUAGUAUUAAUACUAAAGAUCUAAAAAAUUAUGAUAUUGAUUUUCGUGAAACACAUUGUAUUGAACAUAAUGAUUCAAUAACAGCAUUCACAAUAUAUGCUCUAUCAAGUGGACCAAUCUUUACUUUUAUUUUAAAUAUUUUACAAGGUUAUCAUUUUUCCGGUAAUAAUUUAGAAGAAUCAACAACAAUUGUUUUAGUUUAUCAUCGUCUUAUUGAAAUAUUCAAAUUUGCUUAUACUAAAUGUAGUGAAUUUACUGAUCCACUAACAACAGAUAUUAUAGAAGUUCGUUGA